This is a messenger RNA of Canis lupus familiaris (dog), 390 nucleotides long. RefSeq names its product 40S ribosomal protein S17-like. Gene Ontology annotation, biological process: translation. The record is from RefSeq and is a predicted model, not a curated record. NCBI's taxonomy places the organism in Eukaryota, Metazoa, Chordata, Mammalia, Carnivora, Canidae. Gene Ontology annotation, molecular function: structural constituent of ribosome. Gene Ontology annotation, cellular component: ribosome.
AUGGGCUGUAUUUGCACCAAAACCAUGAAGAAGGUGGCCAGGGUCCUCACGGAGAAGUACCAUACUCACCUGGGCAGUGACUUCUAUACCAACAAUCCCCUGUAUGGGGAGAUCAUUACUAUUCCUAACAAGAAGCUCUGUAGCAAGAUUGGAGGGUAUGUCAAAUAUCUGAUGGGAUGGAAUCAGAGGGGCCUGGUGAUGGGUAUCUGCAUCAAACUGCAGAAGGAGGAGAGAAAAAGAAGAGUUAAUUAUGUUUCUGAGGUCUCAGCUCUGGAUUAGGAGAUCAUUGAAAUAGAUCCGAGGCUCUUGAAAUUUGGCAGUCUGCUCAGCCUGCAGGUCACUCAGCCUACAACUGGGAUACAUUUCAAAACAUCACGUGGAGUUGUUUGA